GUACCUGAUCGUCCCUCCCCUCAUAAUCGUUUUGUAUCUUUUCCAGAGCUCGUCGCGAGCCCGGAAAACCACCAGUCGCGCGCACAGACACAGAGGUGUUGGAAUUGGUGAAAUUCUGGUAUAAUUCCGAGUAGGGAUUCAGUAGCCAUGGACCAGGCCGAGCUAAACACGGAACAGGUUUUGAAGAGGGACAUUCCAUGGGAAACGUACAUGACGACUAAGCUCAUCACAGGAACAUGCCUUCAGCUGCUGAGGCGUUAUGAUAAUAGAGCAGAAAGUUAUAGAGCACAACUUCUGGAUGAUGAUGGUCCAGCUUAUGUUCGGGUAUUUGUUAGCAUUUUACGUGACAUUUUUAAGGAGGAAACUGUAGAAUACGUUCUGGCGUUAAUUGAUGAAAUGCUUACAGCAAACCCAAAAAGAGCAAGAUUGUUCCAUGACAAGUCUCUUGCCGGUGAAGAUACUUAUGAACCCUUCUUAAGAUUGCUUUGGAAGGGUAAUUGGUUCAUACAAGAGAAGAGCUGUAAGAUACUUGCUUUAAUAGUAAGUGCCAGGCCAAAAACCCAGGAUGGCGUAAUGAGUAAUGGGGAAGCCUCAAACUCGAAGAAAAAAAUCACUACUAUUGAUGAUGUGCUGAAAGGAUUGGUAGAAUGGCUUUGUGCACAGUUGAAGAAGCCUUCCCAUCCUACUCGCGCUGUCCCUACUGCCAUCAAUUGCCUUGCUACGUUACUAAAGGAACCCGUGGUCAGAUCCUCCUUUGUUCUGGCAGACGGGGUGAAGUUGCUCGUUCCAUUAAUAUCUCCAGCAUUGACCCAGCAGUCGGUUCAGCUCCUGUAUGAAACGUGUCUCUGUGUUUGGCUUUUGUCGUACUAUGAACCUGCGGUUGAGUAUUUGGCUACUUCAAGAACCCUCCCACAACUAAUAGAGGUCGUUAAGAGCUCAACCAAGGAGAAGGUUGUCAGAGUUGUUGCCUUGACCCUUAGGAACUUGCUUUCCAAAGGGACAUUUGGUGCGCAAAUGGUGGACCUUGGACUGCCGCAAAUUGUUCAAAGCUUGAAAGCACAAGCAUGGAGUGACGAGGACCUGUUGGAGGCUCUAAAUCAACUGGAGGAAGGGCUGAAAGACAACAUUAAGAAAUUGAGUUCUUUUGAUAAGUACAAGCAAGAAGUCCUCCUUGGUCAUCUUGACUGGUCUCCUAUGCACAAGGAUCCGUUGUUUUGGCGUGAUAAUAUUACAAACUUUGAAGAAAAUGAUUUCCAGAUUUUGAGGGUCCUCAUUACAAUUUUGGAUACAUCCAGUGAUCCAAGGGCUCUGGCUGUUGCUUGCUUCGAUCUCUCACAGUUCAUCCAGUGCCAUCCAGCUGGGCGAAUCAUUGUGACGGACCUCAAGGCCAAGGAAAGGGUGAUGAAACUGAUGAACCAUGAGAAUCCUGAGGUUACCAAAAAUGCCCUACUCUGUAUUCAAAGGCUUUUCCUAGGUGCCAAGUAUGCAAGCUUUUUGCAGGCCUAGUUCAGUUUUGUUUGGGGAAUAAAGGUCUAUGUUUCUACGCUCAUUUACCAAGUAUUUGGCUCCCGCAGCGUAUAUGGUUCAUCUAUUAUUAUUAUUAUUUUUUUUUUGGAGUAAUUUAUCAUCUAGAGCUGUUCUCUCGUCAGAAUUUUCGGUUGUGGAGGAUUGUGAAGAAUUAUUUUGUCCUACUACGGUUGAAUAUUAUGUGUAGUGGAAAUCCUAAUAAAAAAAAAAAGUCUUAUUAUCUUGUUUCA
This is a messenger RNA of Corylus avellana, 1757 nucleotides long. NCBI's taxonomy places the organism in Eukaryota, Viridiplantae, Streptophyta, Magnoliopsida, Fagales, Betulaceae. The record is from RefSeq and is a predicted model, not a curated record.